Morchella importuna is the source of this 456-nucleotide messenger RNA. RefSeq lists its product as uncharacterized. Bases 1 to 456 code for a protein of 151 amino acids. The record is from RefSeq and is a predicted model, not a curated record. Gene Ontology annotation, cellular component: HULC complex. Lineage: Eukaryota; Fungi; Ascomycota; Pezizomycetes; Pezizales; Morchellaceae. Gene Ontology annotation, molecular function: ubiquitin conjugating enzyme activity. The transcript is spliced from 4 exons. Gene Ontology annotation, biological process: protein polyubiquitination; proteasome-mediated ubiquitin-dependent protein catabolic process; DNA repair.
AUGUCCACCUCCGCACGUCGUCGUCUCAUGCGAGACUUUAAGCGGAUGCAAACUGAUCCUCCAGCAGGCGUCAGUGCUUCUCCGAUUAGCGAUAACGUUAUGACAUGGAAUGCUGUGAUCAUUGGGCCAGUGGACACACCCUUUGAGGAUGGUACCUUCAGGCUUGUGAUGCAUUUCGAGGAACAAUAUCCGAAUAAACCUCCCGGGGUGAAAUUUAUCAGCGAGAUGUUCCAUCCCAAUGUCUACGCCACCGGCGAGCUCUGUUUGGAUAUUCUCCAGAACAGGUGGAGCCCUACCUACGAUGUCGCUGCGAUAUUGACUAGUAUACAAAGUCUUCUGAACGACCCAAAUACAUCCAGCCCUGCCAACGUCGAAGCCUCAAAUCUAUACAAGGACAACAAGCGGGAAUAUGUAAAGCGUGUCCGUGAGACUGUAGAGAAGAGCUGGGAAGGUUGA